Molecule: messenger RNA, 1758 nt
Organism: Colletotrichum godetiae
Lineage: Eukaryota; Fungi; Ascomycota; Sordariomycetes; Glomerellales; Glomerellaceae
Exons: 4
Coding region: 370-1539 (389 amino acids)
Cellular component (GO): nucleus
Molecular function (GO): RNA polymerase II transcription regulatory region sequence-specific DNA binding
Source: RefSeq, a predicted model, not a curated record
CAUAUGACAUGCGAUCUCGUAUGUAAGAUCUUUUUCUUCACACAACCUUGACACACGACGGGCUGCCUUGCUGCGGCGUCUGUCUCUCUCUUUCUGCGCCGUCUACUUGGCUUCCCAAGAGACCUACGCGAGUGCGAGUGCGCGCAUAUCUCUGCUUGGCUCGUACCACACCCGCUGACAUGUCGUGCACAGGAACGACCGUGUACAAGAUGCAUAAAGCGCAACAUUGGCCACCUCUGCCACGAUGAGCCUCGCGAUGCCGAUUUCAAAAAGGCCAAGAGCUCUCACGCGCCAUCCGCUGUCGAUGAGUCCGAGACGACGCAAUCCGAGCUCACGAGAAGCUCCAUCGACCAAUCUGCGACGGGAUCCAUGGGCCCGCCGCCCCCUUUCGACCGCAAGACGUCUGCUUUUGGCGCCGCCGUAUUAGGCCAGGGGAACCCGCUGCACCUCGUGUCACCAGCAGCUGGCACCGGCAUGGCGGGAAACGGCAGCAACGUGAACCAAUUCGCUGGAUUCUCCGAUGCCUGGUUGACGGCUCAAAACCACUACCACGAUAUGCAAAGCUACCACCCCAACAACUACAUGAUCGCCCCCGAAGUCACGCACGAGUUCAACCUGCUGAAUGACUUUCUGCAGACGAGUUUGCUGGACGACGGCGGCAUUGUCUCCGACGAGUCACAAAACAGCCCUGCCUUUAGCAGGACCGCCGGCGCCAACGAUAUGCUGCCGACGUUUGGGAACCACAACGGUAAUAACCGGGCUGGUGCUAGUAAUGGCAUCAAUGCGCUUUCGCAAAUGCUACCUCCGCAGAACCUGGAGCAGGGCAAGGCGAUAUCACGGCCGGGCAGCAUCGUUCAGGGCGACAAAGACAAGGCGCGCGAAUACUACCUCCAGGCAGCUGACCCGUCCGGAAACGACACGCCCGAGGAGCGCAUGGACCGUGUAUUGAAGGCCAAGUACGAGGCCGGUCUGCUGAAACCUUUCAACUAUGUCAAAGGCUAUGCUCGACUGGGCACGUAUCUGGACGGGCACAUCGCGGCGUCGUCGAAGCAGAAGAUUCUCCGAACCAUCGAUCGAUUCCGACCCAAGUUUCGCGAGAAGGCCCAAGCUUUGACGGAUAUGGAGCUGCUAUACGUCGAAAUGUGGUUCGAGAAACAACUGAUGGAGUAUGACCGUGUGUUUGCCAGUAUGGCGGUGCCGGCAUGUUGUUGGAGGAGAACUGGAGAAAUCUUCAGAGGCAAUAAUGAGAUGGCGGAACUCCUUCAUGUUCCUGUCGAGAACCUGCGCGACGGCAAAAUUUCACUCCAUGAGAUUCUGACGGAAGAGUCUCUCGUGCGGUAUUGGGAAGAGUUUGGAACCAUCGCCUUCGAUCCCGCUCACGACACGCUACUUACAGCUUGCACACUCAAGAACCCAGACGACAAGGCGACAGACCCGGUAGUCCAUUGCUGCUUUUCAUUCAUGAUUCAACGAGAUAAUCACAAAAUUCCUACGCUCAUCGUAGGUAACUUUUUGCCCAAUGAUCUAGCCCGGCCGUAAUCAUUUGCAUUACAGGGGGGACCUCUUGGAAUACCUAGGUUUGGGCGGUUGGAAACACAAAAUCAAAGGGGCAGGCGUCAUUGGAUACCAAGGCAUUCUCCGGGUUGGUUGCAUUUUGAGACGUUCUUUUGCAUCGGCGAGAGGAAAGGGUCCGUCGCCAGUACAUACCAGGCACAUCUAGUAUAUCCUUAUUUUCUUGGUUCCAAGCCUCAGGUCAUC